Molecule: messenger RNA, 982 nt
Organism: Daphnia pulicaria
Lineage: Eukaryota; Metazoa; Arthropoda; Branchiopoda; Diplostraca; Daphniidae
Product: cell wall protein DAN4-like
Exons: 4
Biological process (GO): proteolysis
Molecular function (GO): serine-type endopeptidase activity
Source: RefSeq, a predicted model, not a curated record
AUAUCUUUCUCUAUAUUCAUUAGUCUGCCCAGUAGUGCCGUGAAUGGCUUCGUGUUCAUCAAUACAUUGAACAGGACUGGAGGAACCGGUUCCACCAAUAGAAGGGUAUCAUCAUAUGUCACACAUCAACAAUAUUUCGUGAACACGACUAAUGUUUUGAACGACAUCGCCUUACUGGUUUUGGAUCAACCAGUACCCGCAACUGCUAAAAUUCCCUUUGUUCAACUUCCAAUUGCUGCCCCCUUGACAACAACUACAACAUUGGAACCCACAACGACAACAACACCAAAAUCCACAACGAGAACCACCACAAAACCCACGACGAAAACCACCACAAAACCCACAACGAAAACUACCACAAAACCCACAACGAAAACUACUACAAAACCCACAACGAGAACCACCACAAAACCCACCACAAAACCCACGACGAAAACCACCACAAAACCCACAACGAAAACUACUACAAAAACAACUACAACAAAAAAACCAUCAACAACAGUCAAAUCUACAACCAAAACUUCUAAACCAUCAACUAAACCUGUUGUCACAUCAACGUUUAAAACAAUCAAGACAACCACCAAAAAACGUGCAGCUCAUCUAAGAGCUUUCAGUACUUAUUCGAACGAGUCGGCCAUCAUUACAGGAUGGGGAGUAACAUCUAGUGGAAGUACCUCUCAGACUUUGCAAAAAGCUAACGUCACCGUCUACGACAACGCCGUUUGCAAUGAACAGUGGGGCACUACAUUCGAUGGUUCUACACAAGUGUGCGCCGCUCAAUUGAACACAGCGAUAUGCUUCGGAGACAGUGGCGGUCCGCUUCUCGUCAACGGCAAUGUUCAAAUCGGUAUUAGUAGCUUCGUUAGUGGCAGAGGCUGUGCCGAUCCUACCCGUGCCCCCGUGUCCACUCGAGUGUCCGCUUACCUCGACUGGAUAGCUGCCACAAUGGCCAGCAAUCCACCUCCAGCAUCAGGCAAGUAAA